Molecule: messenger RNA, 3028 nt
Organism: Orbicella faveolata
Lineage: Eukaryota; Metazoa; Cnidaria; Anthozoa; Scleractinia; Merulinidae
Product: serine/threonine-protein kinase/endoribonuclease IRE1-like
Biological process (GO): mRNA processing; IRE1-mediated unfolded protein response; intrinsic apoptotic signaling pathway in response to endoplasmic reticulum stress
Cellular component (GO): IRE1-TRAF2-ASK1 complex
Molecular function (GO): ATP binding; protein serine/threonine kinase activity; RNA endonuclease activity
Source: RefSeq, a predicted model, not a curated record
AUGCCAUUUCCUACUUCUGAGUCAGAUAGAUUGCCAGAAGCUUUAAUUGUGAAUUCUUCAAGGUCAGACUCGGGCGAUUCAAAGUCUGAGUCACUAUCUGGUGGACUUUCUGACUCAGAAUCAUUUUCUGGAUCCUCUGGGUCAAAACUUUCAUUGUCAAUCAUUUCAUAUUUUCGUGACAAUGCUGCCAUUUCCAGUUCUGCGGAAACUUCUCCAUGUUCACUGUUUCCAAGACUUAGGAAAACAAGGCAGAUCGGAAACUUUCGACUCCACACUUUCUUCAUUGUCAUAGUCGAAGACGCUGUUAUUCAAACACCAGUAUACCUUCGCCCAGGUGCAAUAUUCAUUCCUGAUCCCAAAGAUGGAAGCUUGUAUGCCUUUGGAAGUGCACACGAUGGUCUUAAGAAACUGCCCUUCACAAUACCUGAACUUGUGCGAGCAUCUCCCUGUCGAAGUUCAGAUGGAAUCCUGUACACAGGCCGUAAAACAGAUGUUUGGUACGCCAUUGACCUGGACACUGGCAUAAAACAACAAACUCUAAAGUUAGACGGAACAGAGACUGUCUGCCCAAUGAUGUCCAACAAGAAGGCUCCAGUAUUUCUUGGAAGAACAGAAUAUACGAUAACCAUGUAUGAUAGCAAAACUAGAGAAAAGAGAUGGAAUGCCACAUUUCAUGACUAUUCCUCUCAUCUCGCCCAAGAUGUGGAUUACAACCUUCAUCAUUUUUGUUCUAGUUCUGAUGGUUUCAUGGUCACAAUGGAUGCAUCAACAGGUGAAUGUUUUCAUGCAUUUAUCCUAAAAUUAUUUAUUCAAUUAUUGACAUACCAGGACUGUUUGAUCAAGUUCUUACUUUUGAAUUAUUUCUUUGCACAUUGUGGAUGGAUAUAUUGUUCAAACAAUCUGUCAGGUGUUUGUGAAACCAGCCAAGGCCGUCCAAGUUACUUCUCACCUCAGGCGAAGGUCUUACUGAUUGAAGGCCCAAAACCAGUAGUUCCUUCAACAUCCCAAUCAAAGGAUGCAGUGUCUUCCACAGAGCCAUCUGUGAACAGUUCCCCUCCAGUGCGACGGCCUGUGCAGCAGCCUAAAGUACUGGAACCCAAGGCAGCGUUGCUACUUGGACACCAUCAAGUUCCACUGGUGGCCAGUCCUCAGCUGCAUAUUACACACAUUCCCGACAAGCUGAUGCCGCUGUACAUGCAUUAUCACCAUCUACCAGGCGUGAAGCUUAUGCCCAAGAGAAUUGACAAGCCAAGUGCAAAGGAAGAAGACAGAAGACAACAACAAGAAAUGUUUGAAAUGAUGAAGAUUCAUCAGCGUCUGUUGUACACUAUUAUUGCCACCAUUGGUAUUCCUGUGGUUCUCCUGGUGGUGUUUUAUAUUGACAGGUCAACCAGACAGCAUUCUGUGUCUUCAAGGGGCUCAUCGCGUCCAGCAUCAUCAUCACAGAGAAUCGACGAUCAAAAAACAGAGCCGCCGCCUGAGAACUUAAAUAAUUUCGUGUCUGUGGGCAAGAUUUCCUUCUCGCUAAAAGAUGUGCUUGGUCGUGGUUGUGAAGGAACAGUUGUUUACAAGGGUAAUUUUGACGGCCGCGAUGCAGCAGUGAAACGUAUUCUACCGGAAUGUUUCAGCUUUGCUGAUAGAGAGGUCGAUCUUCUACGAGAAUCGGAUGCGCAUCCAAAUGUCAUCAGGUAUUUCUGCACGGAAGAGGAUCAGCAGUUUCGGUAUAUUGCACUGGAAUUAUGCGAGGCUACUCUCCAAGAGUAUGUGGAAGAUCCAACAUUUGAUCGUCAUGGGCUCACUCCAGUAACUGUACUGAAUCAAGCGAUGUCAGGACUUUCCCAUCUUCAUUCCCUUAAUAUUGUUCAUCGCGACAUUAAACCUCACAAUGUGCUGAUUUCAAAGCGAAGUGCAAGCGGCGAAGUGAAAGCAAUGAUAUCGGACUUUGGACUUUGUAAGAAGCUGGCGUACGGUCGCAACUCGGUCACGUGUCAAACAGGUGCUAUAGGCACAGACGGCUGGAUAGCUCCAGAGAUGUUCAAGCCAGACAACAAAAUGAAUCGUUCCGUAGAUAUCUUCUCGUCUGGCUGUGUGUUUUAUUACGUGUUGAGUGGAGGACGUCAUCCAUUUGGAGAUCAAUACAGACGACAAGCUAACAUACUAGCGGGAGAUUACGAUAUGGAGAAGAUCAUCAAUUCAGAAUUAGUGACAGAAGCAAGAGACUUAAUGAAAAUGAUGUUAAAUCCUUGUCCUUCAGAAAGGCCUUCAGCGAAAGCAAUCCUCAAACAUCCGUUCUUCUGGAACAGAGAAAAACAGCUAGCAUUCUUUCAGGACGUAAGUGACCGCAUUGAAAAAGAGGACGAAGAAUCAGACCUGCUAGUGUCAUUACAGAAAGAUUCCAUUCCUGUGGUGCGAGGGGACUGGAAAGUACACUUGGGAAGCGAAUUACAAGAAGAUCUUCGCAGAUUUAGGACGUACAAAGGUUCUCAUGUCAGAGAUCUUUUACGUGCCAUGCGAAACAAGAAACACCACUACCGUGAACUUCCAGAUCACGUGAAAAAAGCUUUAGGCUCGGUUCCUGAUGGAUACAUGCGUUAUUUCAGCUCUCGCUAUCCUCGUCUUCUCAUGCACACUUACUACUCUAUGGCGUCUUGUAAAAGCGAGCCUGUAUUUCAGACGUAUUACUUUCAAGACUAAAACACCCUUCUGGAGGCUUGAACUCAGUCCAGUGCGAUUGGCACCUGGCAAGCUAUGUCCUGAAGGCCUCUUCGUGACGCCUGAAUUCCUCCUCUAUGUAGGAACUUGUACAAGAAGGCACUUUAAGGACUUUGAAGAAUUGUCCUACUUUGCAGGGUCCGUGCAUAUCGUGACCGUACUGGAGUGUUCCUCAAAAGAUCGACUGUGCUGGUCAUCAAUUUGUCAUUGACCUGGCGUUACACGUAACUUCAAUUGUGUGACACUUUCGUUGAAUCAGACGAUCCAUUUGCCAAUAUUACAAAAAUAUUUUCGAGAAAAGAGUUAAAUUAAAAAA